Messenger RNA from Lichtheimia ornata, 363 nucleotides. RefSeq lists its product as uncharacterized. The coding region runs from base 1 to 363 and encodes 120 amino acids. Gene Ontology annotation, cellular component: ribosome. Lineage: Eukaryota; Fungi; Mucoromycota; Mucoromycetes; Mucorales; Lichtheimiaceae. Gene Ontology annotation, biological process: cytoplasmic translation. The transcript is spliced from 2 exons. The record is from RefSeq and is a predicted model, not a curated record. Gene Ontology annotation, molecular function: RNA binding; structural constituent of ribosome.
AUGGCCCCCGUCAAGUCUACCGUCGUCAAGAAGCAAAAGUUCAUCAUUGACUGCUCUGCCCCCGCCAACGACAAGAUCUUUGAUGUCGCUGCCUUUGAAAAGUUCCUCCAUGACCGCAUCAAGGUUGAGGGCCGCACCAACAACUUGGGUGAUGCCGUUGUUAUCUCCCGCACCGGUGAUAACAAGGUUACCGUUGUUGCCAACAUUGCUUUCUCCAAGCGCUACUUGAAGUACCUUACCAAGAAGUUCUUGAAGAAGAACCAAAUCCGUGACUGGUUGCGCGUUAUUGCCACUGACAAGCAAACCUUCGAGCUCCGUUACUUCAACAUUGCCAACGAUGAGGAGGCUGAGGAUGAGGAAUAA